Messenger RNA from Capsaspora owczarzaki ATCC 30864, 1923 nucleotides. RefSeq lists its product as hypothetical. The coding region runs from base 369 to 1805 and encodes 478 amino acids. NCBI's taxonomy places the organism in Eukaryota, Filasterea, Ministeriida, Capsasporidae. Gene Ontology annotation, biological process: protein phosphorylation; MAPK cascade. The record is from RefSeq and is a predicted model, not a curated record. The transcript is spliced from 11 exons. Gene Ontology annotation, molecular function: MAP kinase kinase activity; protein binding; ATP binding.
UUUGACCCUACCCUGCAUCUCAACAGAUCCCAAUUGCGGAAGAACUCGUCCAAAUCUCUGCUAGAAUGGACAUCAAUAGCAUGGAUUUGGCCAAGGCGCUGGCUGAAGCCGCAGCCAACCAAGCGGGCGGAAUGGGCACCGGUGGCCUCGUUGCAGGCGACGACGCGAGCCAUCCUGCCUACAUUGCCAUGGACGGGAGCAGCGGAGUGUAUGGGGCGAGCGUGAAUGGCUUGUACGGCAACUGGGCUGCGGACGAGUCCCAAUCCCAGCAGCAGCAACAACAACAACAACAGCUACUACUACAGCAACAGCAGCAGCAACAGGCUCAUCAUCAGCAGCAGCAGCAGUUCGUGCUGGGACCCGGGACGAUGGGCAUGGCAGCGACGGGCUCGGGCUCCAAUUCGCUCGACCUGGCCGCGCUUGCGGUUCGAGCAGCAGGCAGUGCUCCAGUGAGCUUCCGGGGCAUCUCGACCGAAAGCGCACUCAUCACAUUGAACUGUGUGCUACCAAACGGCUCGGCACGGCUGAUCGGGCUGCCGUUGUUCACCUCGUUUACCCAAUUCUUGAACAUGCUGAUGGAAGAAUUUGGGCAGCCGCUUACUUUUGAGUAUGUUGACGAAGAAGGCGAGCGAAUCGCGGUCAAGAACGACAGCGAUUUAGAAGAAAUGAUGACAAUGUACUUUUACCUGCAAAGCAAUCCGGCCACCGCAGCGCCAGUCACGCUUCACGUUCAACUCAAUUCCACGUCAAGGCGCAACAAGAACAAUUUGCUCAGUCUCAAAGUGGAUGUUUCUGACAUGGCAGCCGCACAACCAUCAGGGCACCUGCAGGCCGGCAAUGAAAACAUGCCAGCUUCACACUCAAUGGUGCCACCAGUUGACGCGGAUACUGUAGAACGCUUUAGUCGUGUCCGAGUCAUUCAUGAAGAACUGCAACCCCUGGCAACUCUUGGUCAUGGUGCAAGUGGCACUGUUCAGAAAGUAUUGCACGAGCCCACAGGGUCUAUUCUAGCAUUGAAGAUCAUCCCGCUGGACCCGAACCUGCAAGUCCAACAAGCUAGCGCAAAGCAGAUUAUCACCGAAUUGGACGUGCUGCACAAGUGCGAGUCUCCAGACAUUAUCACGUUCUACGGAGCGUACUUUCGAGACCAUUGCAUUUGCAUGUGCAUGGAGUACAUGGACGGCGGCUCUCUCGAGUCCAUGUACAAGGCGAUUGGAACCAUUCCAGAGCCAGUGCUGGGCCGUGUCAUUGUUUCCGUUGUGAACGGCCUCGUGUAUCUGCACAACCAGUUCAAGAUUUUGCAUCGAGAUGUCAAGCCGUCAAAUAUUCUCCUCAACACGCGUGGUGAAAUCAAGCUCUGCGAUUUUGGUGUCAGCGGCAAACUGGAAAAUUCGAUGGCACAGACCUUUGUUGGAACGAACGCGUACAUGGCGCCCGAGCGCAUCCGAGGUGCUCCGUAUACUGUCCGCUCGGAUGUCUGGUCGCUGGGCAUUUCGAUUGUUGAGAUGGCCACUGGUCGCUUUCCUUACCCGCAAGACACGAGCAACACGGCCCGACAGCUCAACACGUUCGAGCUGCUGUAUUCUAUUGUAGAAGAGCCAGUCCCGCGUCUGUCGGACGAUGCUUUCUCGCCAGAACUGAUCGAUUUUGUUCGCUGCUGUCUCGUAAAGCAGCAAGACCAAAGGCCAACACCACUAUUACUACAGGGUCAUCCGUUCUACCUGUCCACGGCGUCUCAGUACUUGAAUAUUGCCCAGUGGGUGGUUUCCGCGCUCGAGUACAUGCGAAUGCCCAAACGGACUUGACCUGUGUUUCAUAAUUUCCAGCUCUCAUUUUUUCUUCUCCUCGUUUCUUCAUCGUAAUUCUAUCAUGCACGGGCAGUCAUAGUUCAAACAAUCGAUGUUCGGAUUCGAAAGAAAUAAC